GCGCGGUGCGUCCGGGAGCUCGCCGGGAGGAGCGGGCGGCUCAUGGCGGUGCCCGCCGCGGCUGUGUCGGUCCCGGGGCACUCGGCACAUCUGUUGUACCGCUGGCGGCGCCUCACCGCAGCGGCCGGGGCGAAGAGAGUGGACCAAGCCUCUGCGUUUGCUAUCUCUGAAGCUUGUCCCCUUCAAAAGUCAAGGUAUCCACAGGAGCCUUGUGGUCCUGUGACAAGUUCAGAAACCUUGGAAUACCUGCAAGAUUAUGAUGAGGCCUGUGAGGAAGCUCAAGAGCUACUCAGUAACUGGAUGAAGUCUGAACUGGAACUGGUGAGCAAUGGAGAAGAAGAAGUUGACUCUGCCCUCCUGGAAAAGCCUUCCGCAGCCCCUCUGAAGUAUGAGCGGUUUGAUGACUUGUGCAGCUAUCUAGAAUACGAAGCAGAAAGUUCUUCUGUCGAAGAAUACCUACAGCACCUUUUGCAGAGUGAAGCUGUGAGCUGUGGGAUAAGGGAAGGCCUUCGACUUGAAGACAUCAAGGAAAACAAAAAACUUACAGAUCCACGAAUAACGAUGGAGCUUAGACACAAGCAGGUGAAAGAAAACCGAAUAAGGCAUCAGAAGGCAUUAGAGCUUCAGAGACAAGUACAGUCCCUGAAGAAAUCAGUUCUUUCUGAGGCCAGGCUCCAAGUACAGGCAGAGAACAGAAGGAAGGCCCUGAAGGCUAAGAAGGAGGAGGAGGAAAUUCAGAGGGAAAUGGUGAAGCUGCGAAGGGAAAUGGCUGAGAAGCAGGCCAUGGCAGAAGCCUGGAGAACGGAGGGGAAGAGACAAGAAAAGAGCCAGAGUCUGUCAAUGCAGAAGAUACAUACUGGUGCCUCACCACCCCUCAUCCUGAAGAAAGAAGAGCAAGGAGAGGAGAAACGGAGAAAGGCUCAGGAGCUGCUGCUCAGGAUUCAAGCCAAUAAACAGAAAUGCAUGCAACGAUGUUUCUCUGCCUGGCUGAAAGUCACCCUGGAGCGCAGAAUUAAAAUGGGAAAAGCCAAAGCCCUUGCUGACUGGAAAUGCCAGCUGAAGGCCCUGCGAGCCUGGAGAAAUUAUACUUGGGCCCAGAAGGUAGUGCAGGAGGCACAGCAGUUGCAAGUUCAUCUUCAAGAUCAAAACAGGAAAAAACAACUGUCUGAGGAAUAUAACCAGCGACGGCUUUUGCGCUGCUGCUUUCUGGCAUGGCGGCACUGGAGCCAAGCAGAAACAGGGAAACAGGAGCUACAGAUCCAGAGAGAGGAGACUGAGAAAAAGAUGUCACAGCUGCUGGAGGCAGUGUCACUGGAGAAGGAUGGGCUGGACAGGCCACUGGAUGCUAACCAGCCUGCAACAGCAGAAGUGAACCAUCAUCAGGAUAUGCAGAAACACAAGCCAACUGAAACUUGCCUCAUACAGAAAAAACCUGACCAGACCAGAAACCCCUCUUGUUGGGAUGCUGCUCACACAUCUCAUUCGUACAGAAAACCCAUGUGUACCUGGGAGAUUACCAUAAAACAUGCAGCUCCAAGUGCCCAGGACCAGGCUGUAUAUAAGGAUCAGAUAGCCACUCUCCUCCAACAGUUACAGACAGCUGGUCUAAGGACAGCUCCUGCUUAUGGCAGCCGUUUUGAGCACCGUCAUGCUUUCCAGCAACGUCUGAUUGAGGAGCAGAGGCAGCAGCUUCAGAGACAGCAAAAGCUGAUCCUUGAACUGCAGGAAAAUCAGAGGCUGAGCAGAAUAGAAGAAAAGGCAGCACAAGCCACAGCUGUAACCCCCCUUCAGCAGCCUGACAACUCUGCUUCACAAACCAGGGAGGACAAGCCCGAGAGGGAAAACCAACCCACAUGCAAGAAUACAACCUAUUUGAGUCCACCUGUUUCUCAUGGGCCAGAAAACACAAGGGCAGUGAUGCAAGGCAGAAGGCCCUCCAGCCAGGUGACCUCAACUCAUCCCAUACUGAAAGCAAUGGAGGAGAGGGCGAUUCAGCGGGCAGAACGGAAGCGGAAACUAGAAGAAGCCAAACAACAAAGAAAAGAGGAAAAACUGGCCCAGCUGAAAGCUGAAGAGGAAGCACGACAGAGGAAAGAGGCUGAGGAAAAGGAAGCUCAGCAAGAAAAACGACGGGAGGAGAGAAGGCAGCAGAAGCUGAAAGAGCUGGAGAAGCAGAGGAGGCUGGAGAGAGAGCAGCAGCUCCAGAAAAAGGCAAGAGAUCACUAUGAAAAGGUCCUGCUCAGAAAGCUGGGAAUGGUGCCAUGGAAAAGGCUGAGGGAGCAAGCCAAGGAAAACCUGGUGGUGGCAGAAAGGCACCACUGCUUGGGCCUGCAGAGGAAAUGCCUGAUGGCUUGGCUUCAGGACACCCAGAGAAGCCUUAUGGAGAAGGUGUCUCGGGCUGAGGACUUCUAUUCCCAUGUAUUGCUGAGACGGGGCUUCAGGAACUGGCUAAAGUAUAACGAUUAUCUCUCCACACUGGAGGAGAGACUGAGUACACUCCAUGCAGCCUACCUCAUGAGGAGGUACUUCUGUUCAUGGUUUAAUCUGUUCAUGGAAGAAAAAAGUAUCUUAUGGGAGAAGAUGAAGAUUGCUACUGAGCAUAGUAACAAGAAAGUCAUGAUGAAUGCAUUCAAGACAUGGAGGCAGUACCCACUGCUGAUGAAAGAGGAAAGAGAGAGAGAGGAACGGAGGAACCAGUUACGCAGGAGAGUAGCUGAAAUUCUUCCUGACUUCCAAACAUGACAGAAGAGAGUCAAAGGAGACAAAAGACUGAUUCUGUCCACUGCUCUCUUCCCACUGACUGAACCAAAUCCAAAGGGAAGCCAUUUCAGGGCUGUUGUGGUUUAACCCCAGCCAGUAACUCAG
Molecule: messenger RNA, 2865 nt
Organism: Melopsittacus undulatus (budgerigar)
Lineage: Eukaryota; Metazoa; Chordata; Aves; Psittaciformes; Psittaculidae
Gene: CCDC191
Product: coiled-coil domain containing 191
Exons: 16
Coding region: 43-2742 (899 amino acids)
Source: RefSeq, a predicted model, not a curated record